Molecule: messenger RNA, 1098 nt
Organism: Dibothriocephalus latus
Lineage: Eukaryota; Metazoa; Platyhelminthes; Cestoda; Diphyllobothriidea; Diphyllobothriidae
Source: the annotation of a GenBank genome assembly
AUGUCCCAAAUUCGCGAGAAGAUACUUGAGAUCGAGAAAAAUAUAAGCGACGGGGAAAUGAUGCUUCGAGUUCUUCGCCAGCUGCCUCAGUCCGAGGUUUUUUCUGUUCUUAAUCUAAAUUGUAUAAUAAAGGAGACCACUGCGCAGAUUCAGCGUUUUGAAGAGCUCGUAACGAAGUUGCAGGAAUAUCACAAUAGAUAUCGAAAUUUGGAGCAAGCUGACUCACUUAACGCAGCGUCGCCAGAUGCUGCGCAAUCUAGCUUUACAGGAGAUUCGGCUCCCCCAGUAGCACUUCCUCGACGUGACUCUGAUGCCGACAGUGAUGAGACGGAAGGCCAAAGUCUACCUGCCGGCAAGAAAGAUACUUCUGUCGGUAAUGCAUCUGCCGUCCAGGGGAGUAGCCAAGUGGCUGCUGAUGAUACGCAGGACAAACAUGCGACAGUUGUUAUUGACCCCGCCGAUUGGCCACUCCAUUUUAAGGCACAGGUUUGCCAGCUCUCGCACAUGUACACCCAAGUGGAUCGUUUUGAGGACAUGCUUAACCGCCUGCUUGUUCUUGUGAAGGCUCUGAAUUUGACCCCGCAAGAAGACCUCUUAACCGACGUUUCUAGUCGUUUCAUCGAAUUAAAGUCAAGUCUGACUUCCCUAAAAAAAGCCUACGACGGUCUUAGUGCCCACGAUACCGCAUCGGACGCUUUCAGGGCUCGGCAGCUUGGCAACCUGCGGGGAUUCCUCGUCGACCUGGGCCGCAAUUUGGAGAUGACCAAGGAGUGCUUCUUCUCGGUUGCAAACAUCGUUAAACAGGCCAUCAGCGAUCACGGGACCCCCAAAGACGAAGAUGAAAGAAAGCCGUCGGCAUCAAACGAAGGCAACGAGGAGGCCUCACAUGUUAAUCCAGGUGUGUUGUAUGACCUUCCAAUAGCCUAUUUAGGGUUUUUUUUUCAUCGAAAGAUUUUGAGUAAAUUUUUUUCCUAUCGAACAGCCCUGUUUUUAACGUGCUUUCCCGAAAACAAUAGUAUCUUUUUACCGGGCGCUCUUACCCGGCAACUUCGCCAAAUUUUUAAACCAGAUACAUGGUUUGUUUUACUACUGGUUUGA